Messenger RNA from Maniola jurtina (meadow brown), 1155 nucleotides. RefSeq names its product mitochondrial intermembrane space import and assembly protein 40-like. Gene Ontology annotation, molecular function: protein-disulfide reductase activity. The record is from RefSeq and is a predicted model, not a curated record. The coding region runs from base 308 to 541 and encodes 77 amino acids. NCBI's taxonomy places the organism in Eukaryota, Metazoa, Arthropoda, Insecta, Lepidoptera, Nymphalidae. Gene Ontology annotation, cellular component: mitochondrial intermembrane space. Gene Ontology annotation, biological process: protein import into mitochondrial intermembrane space. The transcript is spliced from 2 exons.
UUUUGACUAUCAUCUUCAUGCAAUCGUGUCACACUGUAACUCGUUGGGAAGUAAGAGCUCGAUGAAUUUUACCCGCAUUGAGUCACACUGAUAGCCUUUCUAUCCCCAACGAGUCACACUAGCUGUGGGUGUGACUCGACGGGGAAAACAUUUAAUGGAAUCGUAACGAGUCACACUGUUACACCAUCGGGUGUGACUUGUUGGGCAUCAACCGUUUUUUAGGCUUAUGUUUUGCCGUUUGUCAAUUGUGUGACGUACGCAAGGUUCGGGGCGACCCACUAACUAUAUUAUUACGGAAAAUAAAUGUAUGUAUGUGUGUUUGUGUGUUUGUGUGUGUGUCGGCAGCGAGGCGGAGCCGAAGGGCAGCGACUGCUACGAGAAGUUCAGCGUGAUGCAGGACUGCAUGGCGCAGUAUCCCACGCUGUACGCCAAGGACGACGACGACGACGAGCUCGCCGCCGCGCUCGACGCUGCAGGCGACGCCGCGCCCGCCGCCAAGCCCGCCGCCGUCGCCGCCGCCGCCGCCAGCGCGGAGCACUAGGGGGCGCCCUUGCGUUGCGUUCUGUUUUCAGACAACUUUUUAUUACGCACAUAAAAUGUGAGGUCACGGACAGGUCACCGACAUUCAACGUACAACCACAUAAUUCCAACUAAAGUUCUCUGCACGACUCUCGACAUCACUGGGUGUAUUAACGGGCAGAAGAUGUUUACCAGAAGUGAAUAAUAUUAUGCGGACUAUUUCGUAUCUCUGAAAAAAAAAUUCCGAAAUUAACAUUCACAGACUUUUCUCUCUAAAUCCUUGAGAAAUCGUAGUUGAGGCUUUUACAGUAGAAACACACCUCGUACAGCCAACACCUGUCCACAAAACUUAUGUUAGAAUUCGUCCUCGGUUCGAUAACUUUUUCACUACAUUGUCAUUCAAUCUGUCCACAAACCAGGAGUGGUACUCAUAGGUUGGUAUUUUGUUGUAACAUUUGGCCGCGGCUGCCGAGCUGCCGAUGAGGAAUUAGUUUUAGUUAAUGAAGAAACUGCUCCGGUACAGUGUUGUAAAUAUUUGAGUGAGUUUUGAUAGCAGUAAGAGAAGGUACUAUCAAAAUGUGUUAUGCGAUGAACUACUUUGAUUUUACAAAGAGAAAUAAAUACAUUACGAAAAAA